This is a messenger RNA of Hibiscus syriacus, 2015 nucleotides long. Its product is annotated as glucan endo-1,3-beta-glucosidase 8-like. Gene Ontology annotation, molecular function: hydrolase activity, hydrolyzing O-glycosyl compounds. The transcript has 2 exons. Gene Ontology annotation, biological process: carbohydrate metabolic process. The record is from RefSeq and is a predicted model, not a curated record. Lineage: Eukaryota; Viridiplantae; Streptophyta; Magnoliopsida; Malvales; Malvaceae. The coding region runs from base 516 to 1958 and encodes 480 amino acids. Gene Ontology annotation, cellular component: plasma membrane.
UUUAUUCUCUCUUUCAAGGUUUCAAUCUUGCUUCAUUUGUCAACUUCUUGAAAGAUUCUCUUUUAAACACCAAACAAAAGUAUUCGUUUUGUCUGUAAAUUUUGAUUCUUUUCCUUUUUACAAAAAAAAAAUCUCCCCAGUUGUUCUUCUCCUCACCUGUUUCUUUUCUGUUCUUGAACCUCCAUUGCUGUCUCAGUAUUUCCUUCAAAAACCCAUCUCUUAUUUUCAAUAAAGUUUCAACCUUCUUUCCCUUUGAUUUCCACAAACAAAAUCAAUCAAUCUGUUAUUUUCUCUGGGUUUUCUUGUAGUGAAAUAUACAAAAGGAAGUAUAAAGUUUCACCUUUUUUCUUCUCUUUUUCAAAAUAGAUAAUAACAGUUAAAAUCCCAUAGCCAAAAUCCUUGCCUUUCCUUUGUUCUAUUUCCAAGCAACCCCUUUAGCCUUAAGCUUCAUCCCCUCUUAUUUGUUCCUUUUUAAAGGUUUCAGUUUUUUUUCAAAAAAAGAGUAAAGAAAAAGUAUGGGAAAUUCUUGGUUUUUAGGAGUACUAAUACCAAUAUUCCUGUGUCUUCUUUUCUUUGGUGGUUUUGUUAAUGGUCUCGGUGUGAAUUGGGGCACCAUGGCAUCACAUAGACUGCCGCCCAAGACGGUGGUUCAGAUGUUAAAGGACAAUGGAAUAAAGAAAGUUAAGCUGUUUGAUGCAGAUUCAACCACCAUGAAUGCUCUUGCUGGAAGUGAUAUUGAAGUCAUGGUUGCUAUUCCUAAUGAUCAACUCCUUGCUAUGAAUAGCUAUGAUAGGGCUAAAACAUGGGUCAGGAGGAAUGUCACAAGAUAUAAUUUCAAUGGAGGUGUUAACAUUAAGUAUGUAGCUGUCGGUAAUGAGCCGUUUCUCACGACCUACAAUGGUUCCUUCCUAAACAUCACAUUUCCUGCACUUCAAAACAUUCAGAAUGCACUAAACGAAGCCGGGGUAGGAGACUCGAUAAAGGCUACCGUGCCAUCGAAUGCUGAUGUCUACAACUCACCUGAAAAUAACCCUGUUCCAUCAGCAGGCCGGUUCCGACCUGAUAUCAGUGGUCUUAUGACACAGAUUGUUGAAUUUCUGGCCAGGAAUCGUGCACCUUUCACCAUAAACAUCUACCCUUUCCUCAGUCUGUAUGGAAAUGAUGACUUCCCCUUCAACUAUGCUUUCUUUGAUGGAGGAAACCCGAUUGUCGAUAACGGGAUUCAGUACACUAACGUUUUCGAUGCCAACUUGGACACGUUGGUUUCGUCUUUGAGAGCUAUAGGUCAUGGGGACAUGACCAUAAUUGUAGGGGAAGUCGGCUGGCCCACGGAUGGGGACAAGAAUGCUAAUAUAGCUAAUGCUCAGAGAUUUUACAACGGGCUCAUGCCUAGACUUGCAGCCAACUCCGGCACGCCCCUGCGGCCGGGAUAUUUAGAAGUAUACUUAUUCGGCCUUCUAGACGAAGACAUAAAGAGCAUUGCUCCGGGAAACUUUGAGCGCCAUUGGGGAAUCUAUAGGUACGACGGGCAGCCUAAAUUCCCACUCGAUCUUUCCGGCCAGAAUCAAAACCGGUACCUCAUAGCUGCUCAGAGCGUCGAAUAUCUCCCUCAGAAAUGGUGUGUAUUCAAUCCAAAUGCAAACGACAUGAGCAAACUUGCAGACAACAUAAACUACGCCUGCACCUUCUCGGAUUGCACGGCGCUCGGGUAUGGAUCGUCUUGUAACAACCUCGAUGCCAACGGAAACGCUUCAUACGCGUUUAAUAUGUACUACCAGGUCCAAAACCAGGAUUACGGAGCCUGUAAUUUCCAAGGUCUAGCCACGUUUACAACACAGAAUCCUUCACAGGGAGCAUGCAGUUUUAUAAUUCAAAUUGCUUCAUCAUCAUCUUCCUCCGUUGGUCCCUCACUGAUGAGGAUGGCAGUUUUUGCUGUAUUAACAUUUGUAUUACUAUGAACUCGAAUUCAGUAUGUUACAGAUUCUGGGUUAUAUUUUUUUUGUCGUUGAUUUUAA